AUGACAAUUUUCUAUAUAUUUGAUUGCAAUAAACUGUACACCAAAUCCCUUCGAGAAUUGAAUCUUGAUUCCGAUUUUCUUCGAGAACUUUCCGACAACAGCACCGAGACAUGCUCUCCGAGAAUCGCCGGACCCGUCAACGAUCUUAUCUGCAUCUACGGAGUGUUAAUUUCAACUCAAGGAAUCGCGCUGGUCGAUCUUUCUCGCGCGAAAACCGAGAUAGUUCUCCCGAGGUAUCCAAUAUUCGAAAUCCAUUUGGAUCGAACACUUGUGCGCAAUGUAGGACUCGGUUUCAACAGUAAGGCGAAUGAAUUCGUUGUGGUGCGAUUGAUGUCUUAUGAAUUAAUAAGAGAUUUUCAAAGCAAUUAUCGUGUCCGUGUCGAUUUAUAUUCCGUAAAGCAAAAUUCUUGGAGAAAAUUUGAGCAUGAUCUCGGCAACGUAGUUAUCAAGAAAGAAAUCGGGUCGUGCCGGAAUGGAUCCCUUUGUCAUUGGCUGGUACAAGAGUAUGGUCGAUUAAUGUAUAUACUGUCGUUCGACUUUAACGACUUCAUCUUCCGGAAAACCCCGCUUCCACCGCGUUUGUAUUAUCCCGGAUUAGACGUGAUCAAGCAAGAGAGAAUCGAGGUUUUUGUUGAGGGUAACUCGCUUGCCCUAUUCACUUACCCGACUUUAGGAGAUGAUUAUGUUUUGGAGAGAUGGGUUUUCUCUCCUUUUGGAGAAAAGGAGAAAUGGACGAAAUUGCCCCCCAUUGGACCACUUUUGCAAGUGUCGAAGCCGGUGGCUUUGUGGGAGAAUUACGGUCUUGUUUUGAAGUAUUGUCACGACGGAAAGUACUUAGCUUAUUACGAUUAUUCGACUCGAGAAGUAAGAAAUAUUGAGAUUCCUCAGAAGAAGCAUGAUCAUGUUAAGCUUAUUGAGUACAAGGGAACCCUAUUUUCACUACGUACACAAAAGUAG
Molecule: messenger RNA, 957 nt
Organism: Erythranthe guttata (spotted monkey flower)
Lineage: Eukaryota; Viridiplantae; Streptophyta; Magnoliopsida; Lamiales; Phrymaceae
Product: putative F-box/kelch-repeat protein At1g12870
Molecular function (GO): protein binding
Source: RefSeq, a predicted model, not a curated record